UGUCUAAGCCCUUCUGAAUGGCUGGUAGUUGGUUACCCUGAUUGUACCUCUACCUCCCCUCCCCCUCCACGUGACGACCCAGGACACAUGCGCACCCGACGCAGCCCGGCACAUCUGCAGACUGACGUCAGUGUGCUCUGCCUCCGAGGAAAAGCUGCCAAAAUUUUCUCCUGCUGCAAUUCAAGUUGGCUGGGGGCCGGUAGUGAGAUCUAGGGCUACUUCAACAAAACUUUGCUGCCCUUCCUGCUCCUCUUGUCUUCUUUUCUCUUGAUACCCUUUGAUGCUCUUCACAUGUUAUUUGCAUAGCAAAGGCACUGAGCUGUCCAGGAAGAGAGGGCACCACUUCCACCCCCAAUAAGCCUUUUUUUCCCCUUCCUUCUUUCUUUUUUUCCUUUCCUUUUUUUUUUUUUUUUGCAGAGGGGGGGUCGAGAGAGAAAGGGGAUUUGCAAAGGCAGCAUCUCUGGAUGGUAGCCUGGUGGCAUCUCUUUUAUUGCCAAAUCGCAAAGUCCGUCUCUAAAGCCCGGUUUAGCCAGACUAUAGGGUUUUAUUCUGGCUGCAGAAUAAGUAACUGACUGCUGUGGCUUUGCAAAGGGGGGCAGAAAAAAAGAGAGAGAGAGAGAGAGAGGGGAGAGAGUACGUGAGUCGUCCAGUGCAAUCUCUAUUGUUUGAAACUUACUUUUUAUCAGAAUUUGAAGAUGAAAACGGUUAAAAAAUGGCCAUACCUUAGUAACUAAUCAGUCAAAUGCUUUGCUUGUGAAAAUUUUACCAUCAUUCUUUUGUUUCCUUUUGGAUUGAAAAAAUGAAUCCAAAUACAGAAGAAAGUAUGGGAUGUUGGAAAAAAGUACCUGUUGAACAGUGGAACAUCUAAGAAUUAAUUUGCAAGAAAUUUUACAGAAAUAAAAUUGUUAUGCUUCGAUUUUGGUAUGGUAUUGACUCUCUAGCACAUAGGUAGCCCUCCAAAAAAAUCAUCUAGUUUUCUAAAUUAUGGAAAUUUUGUGGAAGACGUUGACCUGGAUUUUGAGCCUUAUCAUGGCUUCAUCGGAAUUUCAUAGUGACCACAGGCUUUCAUACAGUUCUCAAGAGGAAUUCCUGACUUAUCUAGAACACUACCAGCUAACUAUUCCAAUAAGGGUUGAUCAAAAUGGAGCUUUUCUCAGCUUUACUGUGAAAAAUGAUAAACACUCCAGGAGAAGACGGAGUAUGGACCCUAUCGAUCCACAGCAGGCAGUAUCUAAGUUAUUUUUUAAACUUUCAGCCUAUGGCAAGCACUUUCACCUAAACUUGACUCUCAACACAGAUUUUGUGUCCAAACAUUUUACAGUAGAAUAUUGGGGGAAAGAUGGACCCCAGUGGAAACAUGAUUUUUUAGACAACUGUCAUUACACAGGAUAUUUGCAAGAUCAACGUAGUACAACUAAAGUGGCUUUAAGCAACUGUAUUGGGUUGCAUGGCGUUAUUGCUACAGAAGAUGAAGAAUAUUUUAUUGAACCAUUAAAGAAUACCACAGAGGAUUCCACACAUUUUAGUUAUGAAAAUGGUCAUCCUCAUGUUAUUUACAAAAAGUCUACCCUCCAGCAACGACAUCUGUAUGAUCACUCUCAUUGUGGGGUUUCAGACCUCAUAAGAAGUGGCAAACCUUGGUGGCUGAAUGACACAUCUACUUUUCCUUCUUCACUACCAAUUAAUGGCACGCAUAUCCGCCACAGACAGAAGAGAUCAGUAAGCAUUGAGCGGUUUGUGGAGACAUUGGUAGUGGCAGACAAAAUGAUGGUGGGCUACCAUGGCCGCAAAGACAUUGAACAUUACAUUUUGAGUGUGAUGAAUAUUGUUGCCAAACUUUACCGUGAUUCCAGCCUAGGAAACGUUGUGAAUAUUAUAGUGGCCCGCUUAAUUGUUCUUACAGAAGAUCAGCCAAACUUGGAGAUAAACCACCAUGCAGACAAGUCCCUCGAUAGCUUCUGUAAAUGGCAGAAAUCCAUUCUCUCUCACCAAAGUGAUGGAAACACCAUUCCAGAAAAUGGGAUUGCCCACCACGAUAAUGCUGUUCUUAUUACUAGAUAUGAUAUCUGCACUUAUAAAAAUAAGCCCUGUGGAACAUUGGGCUUGGCCUCUGUGGCUGGAAUGUGUGAGCCUGAAAGGAGCUGCAGCAUUAAUGAAGACAUUGGCCUGGGUUCAGCUUUUACCAUUGCACAUGAGAUUGGUCACAAUUUUGGUAUGAACCAUGAUGGAAUUGGAAAUUCUUGUGGGACGAAAGGUCAUGAAGCAGCAAAACUUAUGGCAGCUCACAUUACUGCAAAUACCAAUCCUUUUUCCUGGUCUGCCUGCAGUCGAGACUAUAUCACCAGCUUUCUAGAUUCAGGCCGUGGUACUUGCCUUGAUAAUGAGCCUCCCAAGCGUGACUUUCUUUAUCCAGCUGUGGCCCCAGGUCAGGUGUAUGAUGCUGAUGAGCAAUGCCGUUUCCAAUAUGGAGCAACAUCCCGCCAAUGUAAAUAUGGGGAAGUGUGUAGAGAGCUCUGGUGUCUCAGCAAAAGCAACCGUUGUGUCACCAACAGUAUUCCUGCAGCUGAAGGAACACUCUGUCAAACUGGGAAUAUUGAAAAGGGGUGGUGUUAUCAGGGAGAUUGUGUUCCUUUUGGCACUUGGCCCCAGAGCAUAGAUGGGGGCUGGGGUCCCUGGUCACUAUGGGGAGAGUGCAGCAGGACCUGCGGGGGAGGCGUCUCCUCAUCCCUAAGACACUGUGACAGUCCAGCACCUUCAGGAGGUGGAAAAUAUUGCCUUGGGGAAAGGAAACGGUAUCGCUCCUGUAACACAGAUCCAUGUCCUUUGGGGGCCCGAGAUUUUCGAGAGAAACAGUGUGCAGACUUUGACAAUAUGCCUUUCCGUGGAAAGUAUUAUAACUGGAAACCCUAUACUGGAGGUGGGGUAAAACCUUGUGCAUUAAAUUGCUUGGCUGAAGGUUACAACUUCUACACUGAACGUGCCCCUGCAGUGAUUGAUGGGACUCAGUGCAAUGCGGACUCUCUGGAUAUCUGUAUCAAUGGGGAAUGCAAGCAUGUAGGUUGUGAUAAUAUUUUGGGAUCUGAUGCUAGGGAAGAUAGAUGUCGAGUCUGUGGAGGAGAUGGAAGCACAUGUGAUGCCAUCGAAGGGUUCUUCAAUGAUUCGCUGCCCAGAGGAGGCUACAUGGAAGUAGUUCAGAUACCAAGAGGCUCUGUUCAUAUUGAAGUCAGAGAAGUUGCCAUGUCGAAGAACUAUAUUGCUUUGAAAUCUGAAGGAGAUGAUUACUAUAUUAAUGGUGCCUGGACUAUUGACUGGCCUCGGAAGUUUGAUGUUGCUGGGACUGCUAUUCACUACAAGAGACCAACUGAUGAACCAGAAUCUUUGGAAGCUCUAGGUCCCACCUCAGAAAAUCUCAUUGUCAUGGUUCUGCUUCAGGAACAGAAUUUGGGAAUUAGGUAUAAAUUCAACGUUCCCAUCACUCGGACCGGCAGUGGAGACAAUGAAGUUGGCUUUUCAUGGAAUCAUCAGCCUUGGUCAGAAUGCUCAACUACUUGUGCUGGAGGUGUUCAAAGACAGGAGGUGGUCUGUAAAAGAUUGGAUGACAACUCUAUUGUCCAGAACAAUUACUGUGACCCAGACAGUAAGCCACCUGAAAAUCAAAGAGCCUGCAACACUGAGCCCUGCCCACCUGAGUGGUUCAUUGGGGAUUGGUUGGAGUGUAGCAAGACUUGUGACGGUGGAAUGCGCACCAGGGCAGUGCUCUGCAUCAGGAAGAUUGGACCUUCUGAGGAGGAGACACUGGACUACAGCGGUUGUUUAACACACCGGCCUAUUGAAAAAGAGCCCUGCAACAACCAGUCUUGUCCACCUCAGUGGGUGGCUUUGGACUGGUCAGAAUGUACUCCCAAAUGUGGUCCAGGAUUCAAGCAUCGGAUUGUUCUGUGCAAGAGCAGUGACCUCUCUAAAACAUUCCCAGCUGCGCAGUGUCCAGAAGAGAGCAAACCCCCUGUCCGUAUCCGCUGCAGUUUGGGCCGCUGCCCUCCUCCUCGCUGGGUGACUGGAGACUGGGGCCAGUGUUCUGCUCAGUGUGGCCUUGGCCAGCAGAUGAGGACUGUGCAGUGUCUCUCCUACACUGGACAGGCAUCUGUUGACUGUCCAGAAACUGUUCGACCUCCAUCAAUGCAGCAGUGUGAAAGCAAAUGUGACAGUACCCCUAUUUCCAAUACUGAAGAGUGCAAAGAUGUGAACAAAGUGGCUUAUUGCCCACUGGUGCUGAAGUUCAAGUUCUGUAGUCGAGCAUACUUCAGACAGAUGUGUUGUAAGACCUGCCAAGGACACUGACCCACCAAAAGCCAGAGAGAGCGUCUUGUCAUUUCAUCGUGGAAAUGCGUCCAUCAAAGAGAGUCACCCAGAGGAAGAGGAUUGAUGUCCUUGCAAAUGCAUUACCCUGUGGAAAACGUAACCACUGGUCAGCCCUAGCUGACAGGAUUUCAAUAUUAUUUUAACUUCUGUGAAGUGGGAUUUAUUGAUCCAAAGUGCUGGACACGGUAUUAAGGAGGGAAUGCCAGAUCGGAGAGAUCCAAACAACACAGGGAGACUUGCUUACUAUGGAACGUCUGUGUUCUUUCGAGUAAAUCCAAUAGCCUAUUUACCUCCUUGGACCAUUAAGAUAAUUUUUAUUAUGGACUUAGCAAUGACACUGAAUCCAUUUGUAUUUAAAACUGUUUAAAAUGUAGCUGUUAUGACUUGGUCAACUAUGGAAGUAAAAGAAGAUUCAGAAAUCUUAAGUCAUAGCUUAAAAAUAUUUACUAUACUUUAUCUCACUACAACAGCACCACAACUGAAAUUCUAAAAUGGGCUUUUAACUGUAAUUUAAGGAGCAAUUAUAAAUCAAAAGUAAUGAAAGUUCGUAUGAUUUUUCUUCAUUCCACUUAAUUUCCUUAGGAAUAACCCCCCUGUUCUGAACACUGCUGUGAGCCAUAUAUAAACUAUAUUAAACCGAACAACAGUGAAGGAAUUAGCUGAAGGCAGUGCAUCAGUUACUGCAGCUGUGCGAGUCUAUAAAUCCUGUGCUAAAAGACUGUGGCCAACUUGCCAUUGUGCAAGUGAAGCUGAGAUUUCCAUUAAAACUUUAAGAGAAAAACAUUUCGAUUUCAUGCAGAAGCCAGACCAGGGGUAUGGUAGAGACCGAAGAAACAGGCCCUUUGCUGCCAUCACACAGGAUGCCUCAGUUCUUCUUUGGGUCACCCCAACUCAGUUGUGUUGACAUCCUCACCGGCCACAGAACAGCUUCUGCCCCAUUGGACUGUUGCACGCGUGUUGAGCUUACUGAAAUGAUGCCGUGCAAAAGAUAGACUGGCUCAGUAACAACCAGGCAGACCCUUUUGCUGACAAUUGUGAUGGGUUCCAGAUGUCCCUUCUUUGAUAUGGCAGAAGGGCAUUUAUUUAUAUGAAAGCAAGUGUGUGUGUGUGCGGGCGCUUUUGAGUGUGUGGGUUAGAUGAGUGUGCUUGCACAUAAAUGUGCUAUUUCUGUGAGUUUUAAAGUAGGCAAGGGAUAACAACCAAAGAAGAAAAACUCAUGAAGCCUAAAGAUCAUAAAGCAUAAUUUUAAUAGUCACUCAACCAUUUUGUAUUUUUUAUGGAUACUCUGAAUGGCAAUCAAAUGUGAAACCAAGUUUCUUGGGCAAGUCAAAUUCUAGAAUCAAAUCCAGAAUCCUAAAUUAAAUCAGCUAGCUCAUAUUUUUCCUAUCCACAAGUAAUUUCGUGUCAUGGCCAUCAAAAGCUUCAACGGUGGGAUUAAAAGAAAAGGAAAAAAAAGAGGGUACUUAUUUGUAUUUUGUAUUUGAACACUUGUAGCUUGCAGCAGGUUCUUGAUGAAUGUGCUUUGUAUCCUACAGGUGUGUACACCGUGCUACACCGACACCUCAAACUCCAACCAAAUGGCUACUUUGUAAAGAUACUACUUGCAGUAAAGAGUAUGUUUGACUUAAA
Molecule: messenger RNA, 5988 nt
Organism: Neogale vison (American mink)
Lineage: Eukaryota; Metazoa; Chordata; Mammalia; Carnivora; Mustelidae
Gene: ADAMTS6
Product: ADAM metallopeptidase with thrombospondin type 1 motif 6
Exons: 25
Coding region: 985-4338 (1117 amino acids)
Biological process (GO): proteolysis; extracellular matrix organization
Cellular component (GO): extracellular matrix
Molecular function (GO): metalloendopeptidase activity
Source: RefSeq, a predicted model, not a curated record